UUCUGCGAGCACAGUGAGGAAGGUUAUGUGGAUAGCUGCCUUGAUACCACUGGCUUACCACACCGUGAACGAAAUGACUGCGGUUCUCAAAGAAUACUUUGAGUACAGUGUUGCUGUUACCUUCGAGUAUGACACCAAUAGUACUUUGGAGUUUCCAGACGUUACCAUCUGCAAUAUGAAUCCAUUAAGGAGAUCAAAGCUGUGUUCCCUGACGGCGGGGGAGAGAGACAUGGAUAGGGCUAUGGACGCAAGACUGUGCGGCAUCCAGGAAGGAUUUAAAGACGUGCGUAUAUUAUGUCGCCUACUGUAUAUGACGUCAUGCGUGAAUGGUUGUACAUUUUUGCUGCAGGCAAAUAUGGAAGAUUUCCAACUCCAACAGAACCUCUCUUUUUGGUUGUCCAAGAAAGCAGGGAAGCACGCCCAGAUGCUACGUAGCUUCGGUCAUCAGUUCAACGACACAAUCGUGGACUGUACUUACGCGGACCAGAACUGUACAGACGAAAGGUACUUUCACAGCACAUUUAACGUCGACUUCGGCAACUGUUUCUGCUUUCACUGCCAGAAGAAUGAAAAAGAAUUGGCCAAGUUCUUCAGAUAUGGAUCUCUCUCGUCUCCUCACAAUGGCCUAGUGAUAACCCUCCACGCGGAGAUGAACGAGUACCUACCGACGUCAUUCGAGGCAGGAUUCUUGGCCAUGAUUCACGCCCACGACACACUGGCGUCGGAGUGUAGCGAUGGCGUCUACGUCACUCCAGGGUACACCACUUACGUCGGCCUCAACAUGAUGGCACAAACAGGUUUGCCUUACCCGUACGCCAGCGCAUGCAGAAAGACGUGGCCCAGGCAACUGAGACCAUACCUAAAAAAUCCAGCAGCUGUUUAUACGAGAGAAGAAUGUCUCAACAUGUGCCUGCAAUUAUCAGUCAUCAAGCAUUGCAAGUGCCAAGCGCAAAGCUUGCCGGUGCUGCAAGGGAUACACAAUGGAAGCCAAAUGCACGCGGAAGCCAACAGCACGUGUAUAGGUGAAGCAGCACUACAGUGCGCAGGGAAAAAGUACACCUCCCAGACCAGCAUAUUCUUGGAAAAUGAAUGCAGGUGUUCACGUCCAUGCACGGAUAUCCACUACAACAGGGAUGUAACCAUGGCGGAGUUCUCACUGAGGCGGGAUCAUGUACGAAAGAAGAGAAUCAAAGGACCUCUCACUCGGUUAGUAGUAUACUUCAAGACACUCACGUAUGAGAACAUCCGGUCGGUUCCGAAGUACGACGGAACCAGAGUCCUGAGCAACGUAGGCGGAAUCAACGGCAUGUAUAUAGGCCUCUCCUUCUAUAUUUUGUUCCAAGUUGUCGACAUUCUCAUAAUGGGAGCUUUAAAACUCAGAGAGAGAAGAAGAAAGCAGGAGGUUCCCCAUGAACCACGUCAAGGAACCCUUGCCACAGCAGGUCACGCUGAGCUAGGUUGCCGAAUGGCACGGACCACAUGGCCACACGCAGCAACGGAGACCAGAAAUUUUAGAAGUGUGGUACCACCGUUGGUUUUUAGUAUCCCCACAAUAAAUGCCAGCCUUAGAGAUAGGUAUGACAGCAACACGUAUGCGAACCAGUCAUACUUCCGGUAUAGAAGAUUACCAGCCAGAUAA
Ornithodoros turicata is the source of this 1639-nucleotide messenger RNA. Its product is annotated as acid-sensing ion channel 2-like. Gene Ontology annotation, molecular function: ligand-gated sodium channel activity. Gene Ontology annotation, biological process: sodium ion transmembrane transport. The coding region runs from base 26 to 1639 and encodes 537 amino acids. NCBI's taxonomy places the organism in Eukaryota, Metazoa, Arthropoda, Arachnida, Ixodida, Argasidae. Gene Ontology annotation, cellular component: plasma membrane. The record is from RefSeq and is a predicted model, not a curated record. The transcript is spliced from 11 exons.